AUGUCUCAAAGUUCGAAAGAGAAAGACCCGGCUUGGUGCUAUGGUGAGAGAGUUAAUGAGAAGAAUACAAAUUUUGUAUGCAAGUUUUGCAACAAGAUUACAACGGGUGGCAUUUAUCGCUUUAAAUACCAUCUAAUUGGUGGCUAUAGAAAUGUCACAAGUUGUCCGAAAUGUCCACCGGAGGUGAGGGAAGAAAUAAAGAACUUUGUUGAGAAGAAGAAGGAGCAAAAAAAUCAAAUGGUUCAUCAACCAAUGGUGACCAAUCUUGAUGAUGAUGAUGAUGAUGAUGAUAUUGAAGAAUUGUCACUUCCAACAAAACGGGGAAGAGAUGGGUCAAGCCAUGGCUCAUCGACUAAAGUUAGAGCUUUUGCACGAUGGGUCUAUGAUGCUGGGCUCCCCUUCAAUUGUGUCAACUAUGACACUUUUGGAGACUUUAUUGAGGCCGUUGGUCAAUACGGACCUGGAAUGAAGCCUCCCACUUACCAUGAAAUAAGAGGUCCUUAUCUAAAUAAGGAAGUGGAGGAGACUAAUAAAAUUAUUGAGGAGCAUAAAGUUGUAUGGAACAAGUACGGCUGCUCCAUUAUGAUGGACAAGUGGACGGCAAGAACGGGGAAAAUGAUUAUUAAUGUGUUGGUGAAUUCUCCCCGGGGAAGUUUGUUUCUUGAAUCCAUUGAUGCUAGUGACUCAUCCACCGAUCACAUCAAAAUGUUCACCUUGUUUCAGAACACUAUCGAAAAGAUUGGUCCAAGCAAAGUUGUUCAAGUGGUCACUGAUAAUGCAAGUGAAAAUGUGAAAGCAGGUGGCAUGAUUGAAGGAGCGUACAAGAAUGUCUAUUGGACUCCAUGUGCGGCUCAUUGUAUCAACUUGAUGUUCGGGGACAUUUUCAAGGAAAGACCCUUCUCUACAGUUUUUGGCAAGGGCGUUAGGUUACAUUCUUAUAUUUGUCAGCGGCCCUUGUUAUUGAAUAUGAUGAGAAGAUUCACCAUGCAAAAGAAUUUGGUGAAACCGGGCAAGACAAGGUUCGCCACUGCUUUCUUGACUUUGCGUAGUCUCCACUGUCAAAAAGACAAUUUGAGAAAGAUGGUCACUUCAGAGGCAUGGAGCAGGAGUAAAUUUGCAAAGGAAAGUGCGGGGAAAGAGGUUGCACGCAUUAUUCUUUCUUAUUCUUUUUGGAAUAAUGUCCUUCAUGCUCUUAAAAUUGGUGGCCCUUUGGUUAAAGUACUCCGUUUGGUGGAUGGGGAGGCAAAACCAUCAAUGGGCUACCUCUAUGAAGCUAUGGAUAGGCCCAAGGAGACUAUUCAAGCAUCAUUCAGUGAUGAGCAAAAAUAUGCAAAGCUGGACUUAUUCUGA
Molecule: messenger RNA, 1350 nt
Organism: Nicotiana attenuata
Lineage: Eukaryota; Viridiplantae; Streptophyta; Magnoliopsida; Solanales; Solanaceae
Exons: 3
Coding region: 1-1350 (449 amino acids)
Molecular function (GO): DNA binding
Source: RefSeq, a predicted model, not a curated record